AUGAGAAAUGUUAGAACGACUUAUAAAUAUGCUAAAGGAGCUAUUUUAGAGGCUUUUUCUAAUGUUAGUGCCUUUGUUGCAAAAUAUUAGCCAAGAAAUCCAUUUAAAGACAAUAAAGUUAUGAUAAAAAUAAAUUUCAGUGUGAUCAGUUAUUAGUCUUCUUUAAAUAAAAUUAAAACAGAAGAUGUUACUAUUGAAACUAUGUAGUAGUAUUGUAAUUAAGUACCACUUUUCAUUUAAAAAUCAACAGAUAAUUUCCUAAUUACUGUUGAAGCAGAUGCUAUUGAAACACUAGCUAAAAGACCUAAAGUACUUCCUAAGUAUCUAUAAAAGCUUGAAAUAUUAUCUAAAUUAUUUUCAUCCCCAAAUAAAGCUGCUGGUCUGCAAACUAAAAUAAUUCCAAUAAAAGAACAUAAGCACAACAAUAUAGUUUUUAAUGAUAAUUUUUCUGAUAAAAAGCAGUAGGCUAAAAAAUUUGUCCAUAUAGGAUUUGUGUUUAUGAGUACUACAGCAUCUGAUAUAUUCAUCAUAGAAAAGCAAUAAAACAUAGAUAAAGUUGAGCAAGCACCAUUAAUUCCUCUAAAUAAUACUAAUUUAAAUGCUUCCUUUUUUUCUACAUAGGUUGGAUUUUUAUUUAUCUUGCAAAGAAUUAUAUUAAUAAUAAAUCCUAUAAUCAUUCUCAUGUUCAUAAUUUAAAGUGAAGAAUGUUCAGAUCUGAAGCUCUUUAGAAAAAUAAUUUGA
This is a messenger RNA of Tetrahymena thermophila SB210, 741 nucleotides long. Its product is annotated as transmembrane protein, putative. The record is from RefSeq and is a predicted model, not a curated record. NCBI's taxonomy places the organism in Eukaryota, Ciliophora, Oligohymenophorea, Hymenostomatida, Tetrahymenidae. The transcript has 2 exons.